Messenger RNA from Cataglyphis hispanica, 9013 nucleotides. Its product is annotated as uridine phosphorylase 1. NCBI's taxonomy places the organism in Eukaryota, Metazoa, Arthropoda, Insecta, Hymenoptera, Formicidae. The transcript has 6 exons. Gene Ontology annotation, molecular function: uridine phosphorylase activity. The record is from RefSeq and is a predicted model, not a curated record. Bases 434 to 1546 code for a protein of 370 amino acids. Gene Ontology annotation, biological process: uridine catabolic process; nucleotide catabolic process. Gene Ontology annotation, cellular component: cytosol; cytoplasm.
CAGCAACUAGCCACCGCGACCGGUUAUGCCUGUGUCCGGAGAGAGAGACGCGUUGAACGAUUGGCAGCCGCAAUCGGUGUGGUGGGAACGAUGCAUGCCCCGAGCCAUGUAAUAUAUAAAGAGUCUCGUCGCGACCGCGACCAACUAUUCUGACAUCGUCGACCGGGCCCUGUAUCGGUCACGAAAAAAAAAAUCGCGCGACUUAUGCUCGGUAUUGUUGGAAGCGACGCGGUCUCGAAAUGCGAGAAAUUCCACGCAACAUUCAUUCGGAGCAUCAAAGUGCGUCGUGAUCGAUUAGUUACGCAAGAGAUCCUCCGCUGGAUAUUCUGCGAUAAAGAACAACGUCGACGAAUCGCUGAUCUGCAUCAAAGUGGUGGUGAAUUUCGUAUGAGAAAUCGCUGCUUUUCUCAGUCGCGCGGGAAAGGAUCGAAUAAUGCCGACGUGCGCCUGCGAGAAUAGGACUCUGGACGAGUCGGAGGAGCACGUUUGUUCCCUGAAACCACCGAUGGAGAAGGACAAGGCCAAAGAGAACAGGGAAUACGCCAGUCCGGUUAGGUACAGCGAUGGCUCUGUGCGGUUACGAAACCCUAAUAUUGAGCUCAUGGAUCAGGAUAUAUUAUAUCAUCUCGCGCUCGGCAGCGGUUCCCAUGAUCUCGUUGAAAUGUUUGGCGACAUCAAAUUCGUCUGUAUGGGCGGCACGCCGAAACGGAUGGAAAACUUUGCCAACUACAUUAUGAAGGAGAUUGGUCACAAGCUGCCAGCCGGAACGACUCUUCUCGACAUCACUAAGAAUUCUUACCGCUAUUCUAUGUACAAAGUCGGUCCGGUUCUCUCGAUCAGCCAUGGUAUGGGCGUACCUUCGGUCAGCAUCCUUCUCCACGAAGUUAUCAAGCUGAUGUAUCACGCGAAAGUGAAGGAUCCAGUUUUCUUCAGGAUCGGAACUUGCGGUGGUAUUGGUCACGAAGGUGGUACGGUGAUUAUCUCGGAGGAGGCUGUGGACGAAACGAUGAAACCUCACAUGGAACUGAUGGUGCUCGGAAAGCUGGUGCGGAGGCCAGCCAAGCUCGACCGACAGCUGGCCCGCGAUCUUAAAGCCCUGGCUCACCGCGACGAUCCCUACGACACCGUGAUCGGCAAGACCAUGUGUUCCAAUGACUUUUACGAGGGCCAGGGUCGUCUUGACGGCGCGUUCUGCGAGUUUACGGAGACCGAGAAGAUGGAGUAUCUCACUAAGCUACAGAAGGCCGGUGUGGUGAACAUCGAGAUGGAGAGCAUUUGUUUCGCCGCUCUGACGCAUCAUGCCGGCAUCCAGUCCGCCGUUGUAUGCGUGACACUAUUGGACCGACUCAAAGGCGACCAGGUUUUAGCGCCCAAGGAAGUAUUAGAAGAAUGGCAGUUGCGACCGCAGACGUUGGUCGCCCGCUACAUCACAAAGUAUCUUCAACGAAAGGGCCGUCUUUCAUUGGAAGGUUCUCAUGGUUCCAUGUACGUGAAAAGUCCGCGUCGCUUCAAACUGGUGCAGCAGGAAUCUGAGAAUUACGAUUAAUAAGUGGUCGCGACGCGAGUACGAAGAUACGGCUACAAAGAUCUCCGGGAUCAUAAUGCGAUCGGAUAUAUCGACUCAACUCUAGGGUCGGCGAUCGCGAUUAAUUCAAAUAGUCGCACAAAUCGCCUCGUAUUUGUUUAUUUAUUUGUAAAAAAAUUAUUUUGCUCGCAAGAAAAGUCGCGUGACAAGUAACGCACGAAGAAAAAACGGCAUAUUUAAAUUAAAGAUAGAAGAUAGACAAAGAAUUUUAAAAAAAUGGGAGCAGAUUUAAUCGAUUGAAAUAUUAUAUGGCGUAAUAGAAUUUUUUUAAUGUCUCUUGAAAAACGUAAUACCACCUUUUAAAAUUCCUAUUAUUAUAUCCCCCUUCCCCUUCCUACAUGGUAUUUAAAUUACUUACAAAUUACUAUAAUCUGUCCCAAUAAUUCAAUUUUUUUUAUUUGACGAAAUCCUUGAUUAAAAUAUCAAUUCAAGAUCUUUUUUAUCCGAGAUUUUCUUUAUCCGAUGAGAAACUUUGAGUACAAAUGACUUGCAUAACUAAAUGGAACAAUAUUUUGUUUUGUAUUUUAUUUUCGCGUGUAUCUUUUUCAAUAUUUAAGUGGCUCAAAAUUAAAUGAAAUUUUUUAAAUUGGAAAAUUGCCUGAUGCUGUUUGCCGAAAAUUGUCUGAUUUGAUUAUAUUUUAUGACUUAUUGAUAAUAAUUUUAGCCAGAAAUUAUAUAAUUUCUUGCAUUGCGAGAAAUCUAUUGUACGUGCGACAAUGACGCGGUGAUUCCUGACACUCGCGAGAAAAUUAACGACUAUCAAUGUCGACGCGAUCGCCAAAGCUUCACCGUUUAUUUCGCGCGGUGAUUCAAGUACAAAGUGUGCAGAAAUUUACAAACUGCGCUCGAACGAAAAAACCAUGCACAUUUUUCACAAAUACAUAUCUUUUAAGAUCAGUUGCAUCACCUUUGAUUAAUGCGGCUCGUAAUUAAUAAAUAUUGUAUAUCUAAUUUGGGAUAUCGAAAUGAAAUUGUCACUUAAACUUGUCUACAAAAUCAUAUUGUCUAAAGAAAUCAUCAAAAAAGCAUGACAUUGAAUCUCAGAUAUAUAGAAUUGAAACUGCAACUACGAGAAGAAAAUGAGGUAAUCAGAAGGAAUUAAUCAAAGUUUCGGUGCAAUUGGUCGGAGUUUCAUAGAGAUUUAAUUUUAGAAUCCACAGGGAUAAGAACGUACAGCACGUUCGGGUAUUCGCCGAUUAAACAUAAGAUUUUUUCUCUUCUGUUAUGAUACCCUAAAUGAAUGACCAUAAUUGUUUUGUAAAUUUUCAGGGAUUUAUAUUGAGAAUUUAGACAAAAAUUUCACUAACGGACCUAUCCGCGAUUUAUUAUCCGAAGUUUGCAUGUUGUAUCGAGAGCAGUUUUAAGAGAUAUUGCAAAUUUAGUUUCGCGCAAUCGUCGGCGUGUAACAAACACACGCGAUGAUGUGAAAUAUAUAUAUAUGUAUUAGCACUCUUUAGAAGUUCGCGGUAGCACACAUUCCAUAUAAAAAUAUAUAUAUAUAUAUAUAGUCGAAGAAGUAGCAUGUUUUCGUUCGAUGGUUUCCGUAACAUAAGCCAGGGACUAUCAUAGGGGGAAAAAAAUUUGCGGAACGGAAGAAAAGAGAACAGUCAAUAAAUAUCGCUCUUAAGGCUUUCUCAAUUUCCUGUUACGUCGGUCCAUCGAUAAAUCUGUUUAAUGCCAUAUCGCAAGAUAUUUAUAAUUAGUACUAUGUGUUGUAUCUCAUUAUUGUGUGCAAAAGUGCGACUUGAGUUUUCUAUAAACAUAGUUGAAACAAUAUUGUAUAAUCGAAGAUUCUUAUGUAAAGUAUCGCACUAUAAUAUCAAUGUGCUAUAACCAGUUAAAAUGGCAACGACCGAUUUAUCACGAACAAUAUAAUUAUUAUCUGCAAUAAUGUACGUCAGACUGCCAUGCUAAUGUUUUCUGUAAGUAGGUAUUCGCUGAUACACCAAUAAAUGUAAUUUCAAGUGUUCAAUGUUAUAUAAUUCUGCUUAAAAAUUUAUUUCAGCAGUGAGAAAAAAAUCACGAAUAUUCAGUCAUUCUCAUAUAAUAUAAAUAAUUAUUUGUAAUUUGUAUAUUUUUGUCAAAAUAACGGAAAAAUUUUUAUAUCAAAAUUAUAACCAGCUUUUUCACAAAUGUUUAAUAUUUGUACGCAUUCAUAUAUGUUUAAGCGAAUUAUAUGAAUUGCGAACAUCUUUAAUGCAAAAAAAGAUAAUAAUCGCAAAGAAAAUUAUGGCGAAGUAAAUACGCAGUAAUCGUGAUAUUUUGUCCACAGGGUUGGACAAAAGACAUUAUUAAAAUACAUUUCAGAAUACAAAUUUUUUCAGAUUUUACUCGAUAAAUUUUGAUGAACACUCGUAUUACGAAAUAUUAACAACGCCAAGAUUUUACUCGGAAUGCGAAAUCUUUAGAUAAAACUAAUACUUUGUAUUUUAUUCAUAAUUUUAUUUAUGUCAAGUAUAACAUUGAACAACAUGUAUUUGAAAUACUGUCCAGCCCUGAGCGCCCACGUUACUAUGUUCGUUAUUAUUAAUAUUCUACUACCGUAGAAAAAGAGAGAUAGCAGAGUUAUAUAGUUGUAUGAUACACCUUCGUUAAGAUUGUUGCUAGCAGAUGGAUACGAUUUGCAUUUAUCGUUCACAUUCAUCGCGACGCAAAGAUACACACAGUGGAGCCUAGAAUCGAUAUGUAAUAUUAUAGUUGGCCACUGACAUUGUUAUACGAGUUUCUCCUCUCUAUUUAAUAUUUAUCCGAGGAAAAUUUUCGUUACAACACGUCGUUAGUACGUCAAACAGACGAGAAUUCUUUUCAUUGUACUUAUCCUUUUUUUCUUUGCAGUCUAUUAUCAACCAGAAACACUCAUUUUAUUCGCGAGAUACGUCGAGAUAUUAAUUUUAAAUUUUUUAAUUAUUCUUAGAUGCCCGUAAUAAAAUAUAAUGUUGAGCAAAAAGGUCGAAUACAUAUAUAGCAAAAUAUGAAAUUUAGAUAAUCUUUCCGUACGAAUUUUUAAAAUUAAAGAUUUUAAUACAAAGAUAAAGGAAACAAUGAUGUAGUUUAUUUUUUUGUAGAGAAAAGAGAAUUUAUCUUAUUGUUAGAACUAAAAAAGUAGUGUUGAAUUAUUUUCUUUUUUUUUUAAGCUAGUGCUACUGUUUUGCGCUGAAUAUAAUAUUUUGUUUUAUUUAUUAAAAACAAAUAAUUAUAAGUAAAAGAAUCUCAAAGAAUGUAUUUUUCAGAAAAAGAAAACCCUUUUUUCAUCGCUAAUGGAGAUCAUUUUCCAAAUAACUGGGUAUAUUUUUUCUCGUCGAUAUUCUUCGUCGUCAUAUGUGUUUUCUUUCGUUCCACAAACAACGACAUAUCUGUGAUGCAUAUUUAUUAUAAUAUGUACGAGAAAUAUUGACAAAAAAAUGUGUACCUAACGUAUACAUAUAAGUACAUUUAAUCUCAUCUACUCUAUUUGCGAAUCCGCUUCUCCUAUUCAGGAUGUUAUAACAUUUAUUAAAAUCUUCAUUAUUGCUCCCCUCUCGGAUACAACUAUUAUAAUAUUAAUCUAUAAUCAAAUGUCCCGUGUCGAUGUUAGCGGGAUGUUCUGUUAUUCGUAAGUUCGUUAAAACAUAUAUAUUCAGCUAUCUAAUUGUAUUCUUAUUGUAUAAACUCAGGAUUAUUUAUAUAUUAAUCCCCACGAGAAACAUCUAACGUGUCCUUUUAAAAAUUAAUUGCUGGUACACGGGUUACAAGGAAAAAAAAAAAGAAAGAAAGAAAGAAAGAAACACGUUGUUGAUUGUACGUUAUAAAAGGACAAUAAAAGAAAAUAUUAUAUAUCUAAUAGCAUUGCUUCUUAUCCUUAUCCAAUUUCAUUUCAAGUUUGAAAAUGAUAAUUAAAAAUAUUAUUUAUGCAAUUCGAAUAAAAAAUUGUUCAUUAUCUAAUUGAGAGUACAGAGAGAGAAUGCGGAUCGAGGAUGUAAGAAUGCAUAUUUAUUAUGUAAAAUAAUGUACAAAUAAAUAUAUGUGUAUGCGCGAGAAUAAAUACAAUAUAUAUUAUGCUUCGUAAAUCCUAGGAUAAUAAAAGGCAAGGAUUUUGCGAGAGAAAGAAUUUCCAUUUUAUUUUUCACGAUUUUCUCUCUUACGUUAGCCGAUCAGCUCGAACUUAUGAUAGAUGCUUAAAAUAUAGAUCGGCUUUUAUUUUAUGAAUUUCGAUCAAGUAAAUCCGAUUUACAAUCUUAUCUCUCAUGGAAAAUGCGUAUAUAAAAUGGACUGACGAGUAAUAACAUAUUCCAAGGAAUCUCGUCUCGAUUUUAAGUAUCGCCAACGCAGAAUUUAAAAAAUGUUUUAGAGAGCAAGGAUUCAUCAAUCCAUAUUGGUUUUAAAAUAAUUCGUAUUUUUUUACAUUUUCUCUCGCAAGAAGGGACCUCUUAUUUUUUCCGAUGUAAUAUAAAAUAUCUCCUCUAAGAGAAUUAAGGUUCUUUAAAAUCUUUUCUUUCUUAUAAUAUAAGAAAUAUUCUACUUUUCUCUUCUAUAAUAAAAUAAUCAGGGAUUAAGAAACUCAAUUUAUUAAUAAAGGUCAGAUACAUUAAAAUUAGCGUUUGAAGAACGAUAUCUAUCUCUUUUUUUUUAUUUUUAAAAUUCGUAAAGAACGUUAAGCAUAUAUCGUUAUUCUCCUUGAUUCAUUUUCACACAAUAAUCAGGAACGGCAUGUCGUCGAGUAGAAGGACCUGGAUAUGAAGAGCGAUUUUAUUAGAUUGUAACUUCAACUCUUUACACAAUGUGUAUCAACAUUGUUAAUAUACAAUUAGGUGUAGGUAUCGACAUAGAAUAUCGAGUAUAGAGCGCACUACUCCUCAUCAUCGAGCGGACGAUGAUGGAGUAAUAGUAACGGUGGAUAGAGUGUGAUGAUAUAGUGAUAACGAUGACAUAAAUGUUUAGCCGUAAUGAUCUCACUAUGCUAAUUGGAUCUUGCUUAAAACGCUUUUUUAAAUGCGGGGAGAUUCACACAUAUGCAUCCUCUUUGUUCGCGUUCGUCUCGCGAAAGCGACGCCGCCGAUUGCGUCAUAGUUAACUUUCUCAGAGCACUUCCGUCUGCGACGAGAGAAAACAGCAGUUAUGGCAGCGACGUUAUGGGUCUAAAUAAAUAUUAUAUUGACUGAUAUAAAUGAAUAUUAUAUUGAGAAACGCGUUAUAUGACAUCGGACCGGGAUCGAAUAAAAUUCGGUAUCAAAAAAAUUUCCUAUUUUUAUAAAACAUAUCGAGAGAAAAGCGGAUUUUCUCGCUUGAUAAAGGCUCUGGUGCUGUGUCUUAUAACGCGCUAUAACGAGAGUUACAUACGUUAUCUUCUAUAUGACGUAAUCAGAUUUAUAUGUCUGAUAUUUUUGUUCUUUAUGUAUCUAUAUAUACAAGACCCAUAACUGCUUUCCUUUAUUGCCGUCGUUCGCUACAAGAUACAAAUAAAACCGUGCCGGCUGCGACCAACCUCAAUGCAAUGGAAUUCCGUUACGACAAAUAUGCGAAACCGCGAUCGAUUUUGUGAAAUUAAACUUUUGUUACAUCCAAUAUAAGCUGCAGAUCGCUUGAUAUGCACAGAUUAAAGAGAUUUUACCGCAUCCUGUUACGACGAAAUUUUAGAAUUUUUUUUUCUUUUCGUUGAAUUAUUCAUUUCGAAAACGUCUCAAUAGACAUUGUAAAUUUCGUUAGUACAAAAUCAAUUAAUUUAAUCAAUUAUUUAAAUUCGACGAGUGUCUUCUCUGUCCAAACGGAGAUUGAUCCUCAACUACUACGAUAAUGAGACUAAAUUGAACCUUAGAUAAUUUUAAAUAUCACAAAAAAUAUUUACGCUAUUUCUCUUUUCAACUUUGUCUAAUAUCUUUAUACAUGGUCAUUUUUAUUUCCUCAUUUUUCCUUCAUCAAGAAAAACUAAGAUAUGAAGUCGAUGCUCCUUUUUAACAUAGUCUGUUAAAUAUAAUGCCAUUUAUUAAACAGGCAAAUUUGAAUUAAUACCCACAUUAUCCAAAUUUUAUAUAAUCAUAGAGUUGAGGAAUAAUUCUAUUCUCUAAAAAUACUUCACUCUCUUAUCCUCUGUUCGUCACGGCGUCAGAAUCGCGUCGAACGCGCCUAAGAGACUGGAUAAAAUCGUCAGAUAUAUUUAUCUUAAAGUAUAAUGAGAUGAUAAUAUGUAAUAAUAACGCGUACCUAUUAUACGCGCGAGUAUCUCUAAACUACGUUAUAUCAAAUGUAUCGAGUACACUGGAACGAUAUCUAAACUUAAUCAGCCUCUUUAUAAUCAACAGCUAUAUAAAACUCAUCCUGAUGUAUAUAGUAAAGUUGCGUCUUAACUAUAUAUAUAUAUAUAUAUAUAUAUAUAUAUAUAUAUAUAUAUAUAUGUAUAUAUGUAUAUAUGUAUACGUAUACGUAUAUAUGUAUGUCGUAAAUGUACCGUGAACGCGAGUCGCUCGAGUCCCUCGCCGAAAGGACUCGACAAUUGAUACAUCUAUAAAUCGCACACUUAUAUCUAAUUCACGUGAAGCCUGUAAACGGGCAGGUCGUACAAGUGUUGGUUUAUCCGCUUGUCAGCUUGUUAUCACGGAUAUAUAAUUAGACAAAAGUACAAUUGUUUAAUAUUCCGUAAACAAAAUCAUUAAUUUUUUUUUCCCGGGGAUCACUGACAAUAAUCAGGAUCAAUUUCAUCGACAUCGAUUAAUAAAUAAACUGUAACUAAUAAGUAUUUUGUCCCUUCUUAAUUUUACUUACAACGAAAUUCAGUAUUGUGUAAUCAUAUAUUAAUCGUCUCUUAUAAAAAGAUCAAUACUACAAAUUGCAUAAUGCAGAAUGCAGUAUUCAUUUGGCUCUUUGCUUAUACCGAACUUUAAAAUUAAAAAGAAGAACAAAGAUGUCAUCUCGAUCUCGAUAAAAUUGUAAGUUGCACUUUGCAGACUUGCUCGUUUAUCGAUUUCCGUAUAAAUAAAAAUUAAAGUCGUAAUUAUAAUAGUAUAAUAGUCACUUAUAUCUUAUGGCUUAUACGUGGCUACGCGUUCUAUCACAAUUCGCCCAAAAAAUAUAAAAAAAAAUGAUAUUAUCUUUAUUCUGUAUAACUGAAAUCCUGCCAUUAUCGAUUGCAGGCGUGAGAAUGCAUCCUCUGCCAUUCGGGAAAAAAGGCACCAACGAGGAGCAACGAAAGUCGUGUUAAUUUUCGAUUCUCAUCCACGCUGAAGCAAUUCACUCGAAUCGCACAUCGCUUAAAUUAUCCUCCAUCCGUAAGAAUAAAAAAAAGUCGAUCGACAGGAGGAGAACAGAACGAGAAUCGAGUAUUGAAAUUAAUCUACGUUCAAUUGUCUUCAAUUUUAAUUUUAAGAUGGCAUUAAAAUUAGGAAAAGAUAUUUUAAAAUUAAAUUGCUCAGGUUUUUAGAAAAAUAGGUCAUUGUUGCAUGAAAACCUUUUAAUCGC